Messenger RNA from Mycetomoellerius zeteki, 390 nucleotides. It is a transcript of the gene lin-52, whose product is annotated as DREAM core complex component lin-52. Bases 47 to 385 code for a protein of 112 amino acids. Lineage: Eukaryota; Metazoa; Arthropoda; Insecta; Hymenoptera; Formicidae. The record is from RefSeq and is a predicted model, not a curated record. Gene Ontology annotation, cellular component: DRM complex. The transcript has 4 exons. Gene Ontology annotation, biological process: regulation of DNA-templated transcription.
UUCGGAAAACACUUGAGUAAAUUUAUAGCUUUCUCACGCGAGCGUUAUGGCAACUGAUGAAGCAGUGGAUCAACCGGACUUGUCUUGCAUAGAGGAGAGUCUCAUGAGUCUAGAGAAAUUGGACAGAGCAUCUCCUGAUCUAUGGCCUGAGCAGAUUCCAGGUGUACAUGAGUUUGUUGCUCAAAAUUCACCGCAGACAGAACCAUGUUUUUGGGCUGCGAUGUCGCAGGAUGACAUAAGCCAUGUGCAUCAACUGGGUAAUUUGUCAAUGACCGGGCUUAUCUCGGAAGUGAAAAGACUGCACGAUUUAGCUUAUCAACUGGGUCUAGAAGAGGCUAAGGAAAUGACACGCGGCAAAUAUUUGAAUAUAUUUAAACAUAAAUAAUCUAU